CAGUUUGAAUGUCACCACAAAAUCUCAUAUAAAUAAGCACUCGAUUCAAGUAUUGAACACUUUAUGAUUUAGUUUAGUAGCUCAUUGUGUGCAAAACUAACCAUGCUGAAAAUUAGUGCCUUAUUGGUUGUAUUCCUGUGCGCCUAUGCCAUGGCCGACCCCCUCAUCAUCGACCCUAAGACCGAUUGGGGCGCCAAACUGAUCAAGGAUUGUAUGGAUGGCAUCAAUAAAGAGGAACUGGACAAGAAGAGGACAAUGACUUUCAUCGACAUCAUCGACACUCUGGGAGACACCAAGAAGUGCACCAUCUAUAUCCAUGUCCACGACCAGACCGCUGUUAAAUACUCGUGCACAGUGAAGGUAACCGAGAAAACCACGCACGUCUACGACCUGGGUGCCAUUGAAUGCCACUUGGAUCACUAAAUAUAGCUAAAACUUUGUGUUAAAUAUUAGUUUUUUGAUUACAAAUCGAGACUAAUUCGCUUUAAUUCAAAAUUUUUGCUUAAAUCUAAAUUUAAUACUGUGUUAAUAAUAGUGUAGUAACGCUGAUAACAAUGUGCUUGUUUAUAAAUGUAGUACUUUUUAACGCUUUCCACUACUUUAUUAUUUGCUUGUAUUAAAAUACUAAAUAAAAUAGUGUAAUUAAAAAAUAAAAUAAAAUAAUUGUAAAUAUAA
Molecule: messenger RNA, 675 nt
Organism: Oppiella nova
Lineage: Eukaryota; Metazoa; Arthropoda; Arachnida; Sarcoptiformes; Oppiidae
Source: the annotation of a GenBank genome assembly